This is a messenger RNA of Galeopterus variegatus (Sunda flying lemur), 1224 nucleotides long. Its product is annotated as arylacetamide deacetylase-like 3. The coding region runs from base 1 to 1224 and encodes 407 amino acids. NCBI's taxonomy places the organism in Eukaryota, Metazoa, Chordata, Mammalia, Dermoptera, Cynocephalidae. The record is from RefSeq and is a predicted model, not a curated record. Gene Ontology annotation, molecular function: carboxylic ester hydrolase activity. Gene Ontology annotation, cellular component: membrane. The transcript is spliced from 4 exons.
AUGGUGGUCCUGGUCCUGAUCGUCCUCGCGGCAGCCUGUGUGUUAGUGUUGGGGGUCGGGCUGUGGGUAGUUUGCAGCCAUUUUUUCACUACAGACAUCCCUGCAGCCAUCAGCCACCCUGUGAAACUGAGGGUCCUCCACUGCUUGUUCCAGCUGUUGGUGACAUGGGGGACGAUUUUUGAGAAACUGAGAAUCUGUUCUAUGCCCCAAUUUGUCCGUUUUAUACAUGAUCUGUGCCCCCUAAAGAAGGAACCAGAUGUCGCAGUCAAGGAUCUCCGAUUUGGGACGGUCCCUGUGAAGCUGUACUGGCCCAAGGCAUCCACCUGCACUCUCAGGCCUGGCAUUGUAUUCUACCACGGAGGCGGGGCCACCUUCGGGAGCUUGAAAACCCACCAUCACAUAUGCUGUCGUUUGUCCAAGGAGAGUGACUCAGUGGUUCUGGCAGUUGGGUACCGCAAGUUACCCAAGCAUAAGUUUCCAGUGAUGAUAACAGACUGCUUGGUGGCCACCAUCCACUUCCUGAAGACCCUGAAUGCAUAUGGGGUGGAUCCAGCCCGGGUUGUGAUCUGUGGUGACAGUGUGGGAGGAGGCAUAGUCUCGGUUAUUUGUCAAAAGCUUGUGAAGAGCCCUGAUCUCCCCCAGAUCCGUGCUCAGAUUCUGAUCUAUGCUGGUCUCCAUGCCCUGGAUUUCCAACUCCCUUCCUUUCAGCAGAACAGGAAUGUCCCACUGCUCAGUUUGAAAUAUGCCUUCUACUGCUUGUGUAGUUACCUGGAUUUCAGCCCUUCCUGGGAAAGAACCUUAAUGAAUGGUGCUCAUUUGCCUGUCCAGGUCUGGGAAAAGUAUAGAAAGUGGUUGGGCUCAGAAAACAUCCCAGAGAGGUUUAAGAAGAGAGGUUACCGACCCAUGCCCCGUGAACCCCUGAAUGAAGACGCUUAUCUGGAGACAAGCACCAUUCUGGAUGUGAUGUGUUCACCCCUGAUCGCAGAAGAUGACAUAGUGUCUCGGCUCCCAGAAGCUUGCAUUGUGAGCUGUGAGUAUGACCUUCUCCGGGACCAUUCGCUGUUGUACAAGAAGAGGUUGGAGGAGCUGGGAGUGCCGGUGACUUGGCACCACAUGGAGGAUGGAUUCCACGGAGUGCUCAGCACCCUUGACCUAGGCUUCUUGCACUUCCCCUGUUCCACGAGAAUCCUGGAUGCAAUGGCCCAUUUCAUAAAGGGGUUGUGA